UCAAGGAUGGUUCUUUCAAAUUAGACACUCAGAGUCGAUUUUACAACCGUUCCUCUACUCUCCUCUCCUCUCCUGUUCACAUACCUAGGUCGCGCCCCUUACUCUCCUCUCAUGUUCACAUGCCUAGGUCGCGCCGCUCAAACCCAAGGCUCGCUGAGAGAGGUUCGCAAUAGAGCUCAGAGAAAGUGUUCGACGAGAGGUUGAGGGUUUUGAGGCUGAGAGGGAGUUCGUCGGGGAUGUUGCCGAAGAUGUGGUUCUGCACGACGUUGAGAAUCUGAAGGCUCGUGAAGUUCGCCAUCUUCGCAAGAAGGUUGCAAUAAAAUGAAUUCUUCUGCAAGAACAAUGAUUGCAGGAGCGUGCAUUUGGAUAGCGACGAAGGAGUUUGAACGAUGUUUUAAAUACACAGCUCUGUGACUUCUUGACAAGUUUUCUCAGCAACCAAAACUGGAAGGUUAGAUUAUUUGGUGAAUUUGUAUAUGCAUUCAUUGAGGUAUGAGUUGGUUGAAGAGUGUGUUGAUGAUUACGAUGCGAAACCUGGAAUCUAACUUGGAAUCUGUGAGUUGAGGAAGGCAGUUCUAGAGGAGCUGAAGAUGCACAACUGGCUGGUACAGGAAAAUCAACUCUUUUAGCAGCAAUUCUCAGAGAACCCCAUCAAAUCCAACCACAACUGGGAUCCACCGCAGUUUUCAUCGCCGGCACCCCUGACAUAGCUCUGAUCACCAGCACUGGCGACUUCUAUAGGGAAUUCAUGGUGGAGUCCAAGAAGCUCGGGUACCUCGCCGGCCCCGCCAUCUUCUCCUUCGUCUCAAAGUACUCCCUCGGCGCCUUCACUCAAAUCUUUGCCGGCCACGUCGGCACCAUUGACCUCGCCGCCGUCUCCGUCGAAAACUCCCUCAUCGCCGGCUUCUCCUACGGCAUAAUGCUAGGGAUGGGAAGCGCGUUGGAAACGCUGUGUGGACAAGCGGUGGGAGCAGGGAAGCUUGACAUGCUGGGAGUGUACAUGCAGCGGUCAUGGGUGUUACUUCUCAGCAUGGCUUUUGUUCUGUGGCCUAUGUACAUCUUCGCGGGACAAGUUCUGAAGUUCAUAGGGCAAGACACCCAAAUUUCGGAGGCUGCGGGAACCUUCGCCAUUUGGAUGAUUCCGCAGCUGUUUGCGUACGCGCUGAAUUUUCCGGUGGCGAAGUUCCUGCAGGCGCAGGUGCUGAGUUGGCUGCUCAUGGUGAAGCUCGAGUUGGGGCUGGUGGGCGCCGCCGUCGUGCUCAAUGGCUCGUGGUGGUGGCUCAGUUGGUUUAUGUGUUUGGUGGGUGGUGUUGGCCUGCGUGGAACGGCUUCUCGGGGGAAGCGUUUCGGAAUCUCUGUGGAUUCUUUCGCCUCUCUCUUGCUUCUGCUGUUAUGCUCUGCUUGGAAACAUGUACUUUAUGGCUCUGAUUUUGUUUGCUGGAUACCUCAAGAAUGCACAAGUCUUUGUAGACGCCUUCUCUAUCUGCAUGAAUAUAUUAGGCUGGACCAUCAUGGUAUCUUUUGGGAUGAACGCCGCCACAAGGAGUUGCCAUUGGUGCGGGAUGGCAGGCUCUUGUUGCCUAUGUAAACAUUGCAUGCUACUACCUUUUCGGAAUUCCUGUGGGUCUUGUAUUGGGUUACAAGCUUGACUGGGGAGUCAAGGGAAUCUGGUUAGGAAUGAUAGCAGGGACUAUCCUCCAAACGUGUGUUCUUUUGGUGCUGAUUUACAAAACUAAUUGGAACGAAGAGGCCUCCCUUGCCGAAGAUAGGAUACGGACUUGGGGUGGACAU
This is a messenger RNA of Glycine soja, 1791 nucleotides long. RefSeq names its product protein DETOXIFICATION 29-like. NCBI's taxonomy places the organism in Eukaryota, Viridiplantae, Streptophyta, Magnoliopsida, Fabales, Fabaceae. Gene Ontology annotation, cellular component: vacuolar membrane. The coding region runs from base 749 to 1588 and encodes 279 amino acids. Gene Ontology annotation, biological process: transmembrane transport. The record is from RefSeq and is a predicted model, not a curated record. Gene Ontology annotation, molecular function: xenobiotic transmembrane transporter activity; antiporter activity. The transcript has 11 exons.